Volvox carteri f. nagariensis is the source of this 1899-nucleotide messenger RNA. RefSeq lists its product as uncharacterized. The record is from RefSeq and is a predicted model, not a curated record. The transcript has 4 exons. The coding region runs from base 1 to 1899 and encodes 632 amino acids. Lineage: Eukaryota; Viridiplantae; Chlorophyta; Chlorophyceae; Chlamydomonadales; Volvocaceae.
AUGAGCCCUGCGAUCCCUGCGCUAAAAUCAGGACGCCUUCGCACGCUGCUCUUUUCCAGUGUCCUCUUCGCGCAUUUGGUCGCAGCAGCAGGGCCCGCGGAUGCGCAGCCGCAGGAGAAUGCUAAUGUCGUCUCGGUGGUGGAAGCAGGGGAGCGUCGCAGCCUGCUCGCCGACUUUCCGAAAGGGCCACUGAUAUCCAUGAUCCACGAAACCAUCAAGGACGAGAUCCACAACAGCACCCAGGGCAUCGAAAAACAAGUUGCCAAAAUUGUGGCAAAACAGAUAGGAGAUCAGGUCAUCAGUGACAUGAGCAACAUGACCAGCGGGGCACUGAACUCCAUGGGUUUCAGUAAUCCACAGCAACUUGGUCAGUACAUCGGCAGUUGGGCCGGCUGGCUCGUCACCAUCCUAACCUCCGCGGCCAACACCGUUAUCGUACAUGGCGGUGGCGGCGGCGGCGGUGUUGGCGGCGGUGGCGGCGACGACGACGUCAUCGCGGGGCCUACUGAAGGCACGGACGAGGUGACAGUUAAUGUGGCGGGGCCGGGGGCGGACGGCGAGGAGUACGGCAAUGUGAGUAAUGAAGCCGGCGGUGGCUCCGGAGCCGUGAACGCCGCCGUACUAGGAAACGUGACGGAGGCUGAUUUGCUGAGGCUACAGGGGGUGCUCCGUCAGCUGCAUGAGCUGCAUGAGAAGAUGCCGUCCGUUGGGAAGGCCUCCGCCUCCGCCGCCGCCGCCGCCGGUGGCUCACCAGGUGCCGCGGGCGCUGCAUACGGGAGCGGCCCCACGAACCGGACCGCUCUGGAGGAAGCCGUCUCAAAACUGGUGUGGCGAGCGUUACUAAAGAAGGAAAGCAUGACGGCCGGCGAUGGUGGCGACGGCGGCGGCAGUGCCGUACCCUUCCGUGCAGUCGCGGAUGGCGGUGAUGUUCCUGUGGGUCCUGUACGAGGCUUGACGGGAACUAACGACCUUCCAACGGACGCGAAUGGCAAUGGCAAUGACAGCGACGGCGACGACGGCGAUGACGCCGCAGCAGCAGCAGCUGCUGCAGCUGCGCUUCGCGGCGCCCUGGAGAAGAACGACGUGGCCGCAGCCUCUGAGGCCGUGGCGGCACUUCUUGAUAGCUUGAGGAUUGGCGACGCGAGGAUCGCAACAAGUUUUGACAACGGCAGCGGCGGCGGUGACGUCAUCACGCCGACGUCGAUUGCCGUGCCCCCCGCAGCCGCGGCCAGCCCGCAGUUAGUGCCCCUCCCGAAGGCGCGUGGCCCCAAGCCGGCGAAGGCGGGAGGGCCAUCCAGGCCGAUCAGGCCAGGACCAAUUGACGGCCCCAACGUGAACGUGGGCCGCGACCUGAACGGACGCACUGCCCGCAGCCGUCAGCUGGCCGAGGCUUCCGUCAACAAGAUCUCGUACGGCCGAGGCAAACGCUAUGCUGACUCCCCCGACGCCACGGAGGAUACGGACGCCGCCGCCCUGGACCCAAUUGAACUGCGCUACAGCACCGGCAGCGGCCCUGGCAACGCGUACGGUAGUGAAUACGACACAGAGGAUACGGCAAAGACGACGGCAACAGCGAGUUUGGCGUCCGAUGAUCAGGUUCUGGAUUUUAUUCAGGCGCUAAUCACUCGCGUCGCCGGGCCGCAGGUCGCCGUCAAAGUGGGCGUCGACGACGGAGGCGGCGCCGCCGCCACCGCCGCAGCCGCCGCCGGCGCUGACGCCAUCCGUACACGCCAAGCGGUGCCGUUUCCGCAAGUCGCCUCCAGAUCGCGCGUGGACGAUAAGCCUGCAAAUGCCAACGUGAAUCCCAUUGUCCUUCCGGGACUUCAACGAUCGGGUCCUGAGAUCAGCCAUGGCGGGGUUGGAAAGCUCUCGGCCCCGUGUCCCCCCUGCAGGUGCUGA